Molecule: messenger RNA, 2399 nt
Organism: Sorghum bicolor (sorghum)
Lineage: Eukaryota; Viridiplantae; Streptophyta; Magnoliopsida; Poales; Poaceae
Product: probable inactive serine/threonine-protein kinase bub1
Exons: 7
Coding region: 84-1940 (618 amino acids)
Biological process (GO): mitotic spindle assembly checkpoint signaling; meiotic sister chromatid cohesion, centromeric
Molecular function (GO): protein kinase activity
Source: RefSeq, a predicted model, not a curated record
UUUGAAUUGGGGAGGGCGAGGCGGCGGCACAGCCAGCCAGAGCCAGGGACACAUCCGCCGCCCCCACCAAUCGAAGCGGAGCCAUGGCCACCGCCGCCACCGCGGAGCACGAGAAGGAGCUCCUCUCGUCGGUAGUUGACGACAUCCGCUCCUACUCCGGGUCCGACCCGCUCCGCCCGUGGCUCCGGGGGAUGCGGAAGAUGGAGCGGGCGCUGCCGCCGGCGACGCUGCGGGAGAAGCUGCCCAGGUUCAUGCAGAAGUGCGCGCAGCAGUUCCAGGCCGACGCGCGCUACCGCGACGACCCGCGGUACCUCCGCGUCUGGAUCCAGCUGAUGGACUAUGUGACGGAUGCGAAACCAUUGCUCAAGAAGAUGGAGCGGAAUAGAAUAGGCCUCAAGAGAGCUUCAUUCUAUAUGGCUUAUGCUCUUUAUUAUGAGAAGCACAGGAGGUUCAAUGACGCGGAGAAGAUGUAUUGUUUGGGAAUCCAGAACCUUGCAGAGCCUAUUGGAGAGUUGCAAAAGGCACAUGAACAGUUUCUUCUUCGCAUAGAAUCAUACAAGAGGAGGAAAGAUAAACUGCAGGAAAGAAUGCCUAGGAAAGCUGAGUCAAGUGCUACAGUGAUGAACCAAGUUGAAGGUGAAAGCAGAAACUGUAAAGAACUGAAAUCCAAUACAAUGCAAAAGUCAAGAAGCAAUUCCAAUCCCUCAGUAGGUUGUUAUCCUCCAUUAGGGCCUGCUAAAGUGGGUAUGCUAUGCAGAGGCAACUCAGGAGCUAAAAAGAAUUUGCCCCGUUGUAAUAGUGAUGAUACUGUAGUUGUACGGUUUGUAGGCUCUGCAUUGGUUGGGAAGUCAGAAACUGAAGAUGCCUGCCAUCAUGGUUUAGUUGAACCAACUAUAAACACUAAGGAGGCUAUGGAUGCCAUCAAUAGCAUGUUUUUGGAGCCAGUGGAACCUGAGACAAUGCUCAAGAGACGACCAAAACCUAAGAAACCAAAUUAUGAUCAGCAGGCAAGUGCAUUUGGUAUCUUUGUUGAUGAAGAUGAACCUAGAGGUAAUCCAAAUGUGCUUCACAACAGCAGCAUGAACCAAGACCAUCAGAAAUUCGGUCAGCAAACAGGAGGGUUUGUGAUCUUUGUUGAUGAGGAUAGUCCUGAUGGCAACGGCCAAAAUGUGAGGCAAAACAAGAACUCUAAGAAGGAAAACGUGAAGUUAAAUCAGGAAACAAGUGCAUUUGAAAUCUUUGUUGAUGAAAAUGAGGCUAAUGGCAGUGUCCAGAAUGCCACAUGCCACAGGAAGAAUAGGUCUCCUCCAAGACCAUUAUGUGACUCAUCUAAGCAUCAAGGCGAAAGUGGCUUCCAGAAGCCAUUUGUUGGAGGAUUUGCAAUACUGCCAGAUGGUGAUGAAGAACAGUGUGAGAAAAGUGUUGACAGUAUGAAUAUGAAUUCUAGAACUGUGCAGCCUACUAAUGAUCAUAAUACUUUGCUCUGUCCAGUUCGAGAUGAUUCAGGAACAAGAUAUCAUGAAGGUUCUCAUCCUGCGAGUUCUGGGCUUGGAGAAGACACUGUCAUUCAUAGAUUUGUUGGGUCCACUAUUGAUGAUGAGUCUAAGGUGGAAAAUGCAUGCCACCAUGGGUUAGUCGAUCCAACUGUUAAUCUAAAGGAGGCUAUGGAUGAUAUAAAUAAUAUGUUUGGGAGACCACUGAUCUUCAAGGGUGACAGAACAAAGCGGAAAGUCAAUGCACUGUUAGAUAGAAAAACAGCUCCAGCUUCUGGUUUCUCCAUAUUAGCUGAUGAUGACCUAAAAGAUAACCCUACCAGCAAAGCCGAUCAGAACAACUCUUGCAAAAUUGAUGCUGAGGAUGGUCUAUUUGAGCCCACAAUCACCACCCGUGACGUCAUGGCAGAGAUCAAUGAUAUGUUUGGAAUGCCACUGGAUUUCUAAUAUUAGAGGGAACUGAAUAACUCGUGCAAUUUCCCCUUACCUUUUCACUGUUCAAUUGUGAAAUACGCAGGUGGAGAUAUGCACCAGAUGUUUCUAUGUCAGGAGAGCUUGCUACAUGGGUGGUUCAGGGCGAAGAAACUGGCAACGAUUGCACUGCUGCUGGAGCCUGGACCUGCUGCUGGUACAAGGUGAUCUGCAUGGUCUUAUCCAUCCAAAGAAGGGAGCAUCCUAACCUCAUAGCACCAACCAAUUUAUCGCUGGUGUGGUGUCAUGUAUUGCUGUCAUUGGCUGAAUGUUGGCUCAAGACUUCAUUUCCAGUUCAAAAUGUUGAGGAUUAUACUAAUUAUAAAACUUUUAGCAAGCCUUGGUGUGCUGUUCUGCCUCUCUGAUGUCUCUGGAUUGCGCAUGUACCUGUUUGUGAUAGUCAUAUGCCUUCCGUUCAGAGAAUUUGGUACUUUC